Microdochium trichocladiopsis is the source of this 700-nucleotide messenger RNA. RefSeq lists its product as uncharacterized. The record is from RefSeq and is a predicted model, not a curated record. Lineage: Eukaryota; Fungi; Ascomycota; Sordariomycetes; Xylariales; Microdochiaceae. The transcript is spliced from 3 exons. Bases 118 to 498 code for a protein of 126 amino acids.
AUGUUAGGGUCUACCUACGGGAACUGACCCAUCGCGGAGUUGAAACAGCAAGUAGCCCGUUCAAACCAUUCCAGAAACAUCUGCGGGAGUGAAGCACUUUGGCCGUUUGUCUCAGCCAUGUUGUCCACGCAGCUCGUCCUCGCCGCUAUCGUCGGAAUCGCCUGCGGCAAGUGCGGCCCUACGACCAUCAUCACCACCACCAGCACCACGGAUUCCUCCUCCUACAUCACCAGUGGCAUCCCCACGGGGCCCAAGGAGUGCACCACCACGCUCAGCACCCCAACCGGCCCUGCAACGGGCUGCACGAUCCGAUGCGCAGAGACCGCAAUCAUCGACGGUGGUGUUAUUCUCAACGGCUGCUGUGCUGACCCGACCUUCGUCGUGGUACCCUCGACGACCGCGUGCCCGACCACGACAGCGUGCGUGCAGACGGCUCUGGCUUUCGGCACGUUCAUCGAGACGGCACCGUGCUCAACUGCGACUUAUCAUGGGUUUUGAAGUGUCGAAUAUGGUCGAUCCAAGAAAAACGGAGGAACAUCGGGAAGCAAUGGAUUAAUGCGGUGUACAUAGUUGGUGCAUUGGUGUAUUGGUGUAUUGGUGUAUUGGUGCCGUUGUCAAAUGACGUCGCUUUGGCGAUUCUGCCGGGUUGACCAGAUGCUCUGAACAACAUAUGCCGACGGCUUCCCUCACCAUCCCGGGA